AAGAAGCCCGCCAUGUGAAAAUUCUCUUCUAUUCUUAGACAAACCCUAAAUCACACUGUACCUUUGAAUUUGGAACCAAAACGAAAUCUCGAAAUUUUCAGUAACGCCAAAUCUCGAAAUUUUCAGACACACUGAUUCAUUUUCGUUUUAAUUUUCGGACCCUCCUUCUCUUCUCUAUCCAUUAUACAUAAACAUGGCAACAAUCUCUCUUCUGCACCCAAGACUUCAAACCCAUCUUCUUCCAUCUGUGCAUUCUUUCCCUCUCUUCCAAAUUCAUACCACAGAAGGAACAAGAUGGAGACUCGUGCCGCCUCAAAGAGAAAGGCAAACGCUAUGGUCUUGGUCCAAAAACAACACCCCAAAAGGCAUAGGGUUUCUUUGGUUCAAAAUCCUCCCAAAGAGAAAUUGCAAGGUGUGAAGAAUCCCAAUGCAAAAAAGCCAUCUUCCACAACCCACCGCUCUUCUUCCCUCCAUGUCGAUGAAUCCCUUUUUUCCCAUGUCUAUGAGUAUCUUCAUGAAAUGGAGAUGCAGAAAAAGAGGAGACCAACUGUUGACUACAUUGAGAAAGUUCAGAAAUUGUUUACACCAACCAUGAGAGCAAUCUUGGUGGAUUGGUUAGUAGAAGUGGGUGAGGAGUACAAGCUUCUUCCAGACACUCUUCAUCUCUCUGUUUCAUAUAUUGAUAGGUUUUUGUCAGUUAAUCCGGUGACUAAAUCCAGACUUCAGUUGCUGGGUGUUUCCUCCAUGCUUAUUGCAUCCAAAUACGAGGAGAUUGACCCACCUUGUGUGAACGAUUUCUGCAGCAUCACUGAUUACACAUAUGACAAGGCAGAGGUUGUGAAGAUGGAAGCCGACAUACUGCAGUCACUGAAGUUUGAAAUGGGAAAUCCUACUGUGAACACUUUUCUCAGAAGGUUUGCUGAUAAUGAAAUGACUCCAAAUUCACAGAUUGAAUUUUUGGGCCGCUAUCUUGCUGAGUUAAGUUUGUUGGAUUAUGAUUGUUUGAGAUUUUUGCCUUCUGUUGUAGCAGCAUCUGCUCUAUUUCUUUCUAGAUUUAUUAUCUCGCCUGAAGUGCAUCCAUGGACUCCUUCUUUGAGUCAAUGUUCUGGUUACAAAUCAGCUGAAUUGAAAGAAUGUGUUUUAACUUUGCAUGACCUGUACUUGUUACGAAAGGCAGCAUCCUUCAAAGCUGUCCGGGAUAAGUACAAGCAGCAAAAGUUUAAAUGCGUUGCAAACCUGCCUUCCCCUCCUUAUGUACCCAGUUGUUACUUUGAAGACCAGUGAUGUAGCAAAUUUUGUGAUGAAUAUAUCUCAGUUGCUAUCUCUUAAAUCAUGUUUGAUAAAGCACAUGGUUUGAUCAUGAUUUGAACAGGCCUGACUUUUCGAAAUUUGAUGCACAUAUUUGUCUUUAAAUUGCAAGAGCGUGAGUAGCCAAGAUAUCAAUGUUAAAUACUCAAUUAACAUCUUAGAUUGUACAGCUUUUUACAAUCAUGAUGGUUACUGCUGAGCAAUUAUGACAGUCUUUCCAUAACAUGUAUUAGGAAAAUUAUGGUGUAGGAUGAUGUGAACAUUGCAUAGAAUUUUAUAUGAGCAAAGUUUGUGAAGAAUCUUGCGAGAUCUCUUUGACAUCCUUGAUCCAAGUGAUGGUUGCAAUCUUGCGAGAGACUUACUGCUUCAACCAAUAAGAAAAAGGCUUUUACUGUGCUUCAAGACAGCAAAUCAGAGGUGUUUAUCUUGGGAUUUAAGAAUGUUGUCAUCAAUAAAUUUGAAUUUUGUUCAUCAUCUGUCAAGCUGUGGUCAUGGUGUGAAGGAAUUUUAGAUGCAGAGAAUGUAGGAAAGCAAACAUAAGAAUUUUUGUUCAGAAUAUCUUUCUGGUUUGUCGAAAAUGUCCUAUUCUUUAGGGAUAUUUAUUAAUAUUUGUUCUUUAUGAAUAUUAUAUCAAUACAAAUAAUACGAGAAAAAUGAUUGAAAAAAUGCAA
This is a messenger RNA of Vigna radiata var. radiata (mung bean), 1979 nucleotides long. Its product is annotated as putative cyclin-A3-1. Gene Ontology annotation, biological process: mitotic cell cycle phase transition; regulation of cyclin-dependent protein serine/threonine kinase activity. Lineage: Eukaryota; Viridiplantae; Streptophyta; Magnoliopsida; Fabales; Fabaceae. Gene Ontology annotation, molecular function: cyclin-dependent protein serine/threonine kinase regulator activity. Bases 295 to 1284 code for a protein of 329 amino acids. The record is from RefSeq and is a predicted model, not a curated record. The transcript has a single exon. Gene Ontology annotation, cellular component: cyclin-dependent protein kinase holoenzyme complex; nucleus; cytoplasm.